Molecule: messenger RNA, 864 nt
Organism: Cylicocyclus nassatus
Lineage: Eukaryota; Metazoa; Nematoda; Chromadorea; Rhabditida; Strongylidae
Source: the annotation of a GenBank genome assembly
CUACCACUUGCCUGCUAGUGCCAUUUCGAAUCACAAAUUCGCGUUUUGGUUGUAUACAAAACUGAAGAAUGCCGGUUCCUCCACAAGUCAAAAAAAUGCUCGAUGAUGUCGAUAAGCAGCUCCACGCGCAGAGUCCCAUCAACAACGUCCUUGCGACUAUUGAACAAAAGUCUGGAGUAAAAAGACUCCACAUAGUCCUUGGUGUUGCUGCAUUGCAAGGUUUAUAUCUGAUCUUCGGACAUUUUGCUGAACUCGUCUGUAACUUUAUGGGCCUCAUUUAUCCUGCAUACGUGAGCAUAAAGGCAAUUGAAACCGCAACCAAAGAGGAUGACACGCAGUGGCUUACGUACUGGGUGGUAUUUGCGACUCUUUCUGUUGUCGAGUUUUUCUCGCAUCAAAUUCUAUCGGUAUUCCCCGUUUACUGGUUAGUCAAGUCACUCUUCCUUCUCUGGCUUUACUUGCCAUCGACUCUUGGAGCUAAAACAGUCUACCACAGAUUUAUUCAGCCAGUUUUCUUGAAACAUGGUGCGGAGCUCGAAAAGAAUGUCGGGGACAUUGCGGGCAAGGCAAAAGAUGCUUUGCGAAAUGCAGCCAAGGAAAUCGACCAUUUGGAAUAAUUCUGAUAUCCAUGAAGUCUUCCGCUAGUUAAAAUUCCCCUUUGAGACCUCAUCUCAUCAGACUUUCCAUUUUUUGGAUCCUAUUUUCUUUACCUUUAUGCCUCGUUAGCUGUACUGGUCUUGCUUUUUCGUAAUCUUUGAAUAUUCAACCUGUUUACUCUGUAGAGGAUUGUAGAGUCUUAUUCUUCUGCAUAAAUCAUGAAUUUGUCGCUGUAUGGAAUGUUUUUUUGUUCUAUUUCUUACAAAU